UUGUACCUUCUAUUGUUCUGCAUUAUAAUCAAUCCAGUCCUUUUUGACUACUUUACAUACCUUUUUAGAACUCCUAUUUUAUAACUUUGUGGUGCCCUCUUGGACAGAUCUCUUUUGGAAAAUACGUUUUUAAUCUAAUUGACAUUUUAUACUUGGAUAAAUAAGGCAUAUGAAAUAGUUACUUUGCCAAAAAACCUAUUGCAGCUUCUACCUUUUGAUAGGAAUGUUCUUUCUGGCUCAGAAUGACUUGAUAUAAUUCAUGAGACAUAUGUUGGACAGAUUAUAGGCCAACAAAUCAUUUACAACACUUUAAAUACUCACAGUCUUUUUUUUUUUAAUACUAGAAAUCACUUUUUGGCAUGUCACCGUUUUAAUGAGACAAUUUCAAGCUGGUGAAUGUGUAACAGCCUAAUUAGGGCAAGUGUGAUGGAUUGUCUGUUCAAGUGUGUCAUUGUGUAGCUACAUUAAUUGUUUUCAAUUUGACAGGCAGUAAAGUGGGAGACCACAACCACAGAGCUGUCAUGCGUGACUGUUAACAUCCACGCUGUUAAACAUAUCCCCAUAUGCACCGCAGGCUCUUCUCUGCUUUGUCCCAAAGAGAGCACCAGCAGCUCUGCUUGCCUUUUGGUUGGUGGCAGAGCAGGAACAUGUGGUCAUGCAACGGCCAAUGCCGAGGCCUGAGCAGGCAAUCGGCGCUGUCAGAGCAGCAGCAGCAGCAGUGCUGGCACUGGAAAGGAACUCUGCAGAAAGAAACCCAUCUAAAAGAGACAGAGACAGGGAAAGAGGGAGGGGGGGUGGAUUUGAUUACAGACUGGAGGAUGAGGAUGCAGUGGAAAUGGCAUGUUGUAGAGGAAGAAAGAAGAAAACAAACAAGAGGACAGGCUGUUUGAUCAAGGUCUAAAGAUGUAGGAGCUGCAUCCGAGGAAGCAGGCAGUCAGUGUGUCUGUGAACGCACCAUCACAUCAGGGGACUUGUUGUGGUUCAAGGAUAGUGAAGGUGGAGAGGCGCAACCUGAGAAGUCCCCUCCCGCCACUUUCACAGAGGAUGACAGAUUAAUCCUUAUUCAGCAAGGAGCGAAGAAUCACCCCGAGGAUCAGAUGUUGUCCACGGCUCAGCAGAUGCUUCAGGAUAGCCGCUCUAAGAUUGAGCUGAUCCGACUGCAGAUUAUCAAAGUCGCCCAGGCUGGCAGCAGCAGCAGCAGCGGUGUUGAUGGUGGUGGAAACCCUAACAGCUCCACUCAUGGAGGUCAGAGUGCUGGGACAAGGAUAUCUCCCCCUGCUGCGAGUCUCGUGGAUGCUCGCUUGGUAGAGUUGCAGCACUAUGUGCAGAGGGAGUCAGAUGCAUUGGUGCUGGCCAAAGAUGUGGUGAAGGAGCUUGAAGGGAUCUCAUCGUUGGACCAGAAGGCCCUGGCUGAGGCUCAGUUCCGGGUACAGGAAUCCUCCCAGAAACUGGGUCUUCUGCAACUUUCCCUGGAGAAAUGCCUGAAGGAAAAAAACCAGGAGCCUCUACAGCAGCCUGCAGGAGGGGGACCUCUUUCUACCCAAAACCCCACUACUGGGUGUCCCCUUUCUACCUCGCCAUCCGUCCUCUCCAUCAGACCUGCCUCCUUAACCGGCAAACUUGAAGUCCGGCUUCUUGGAUGUGAGGAUUUACUGAAACCUCUGGCAGAUUCAGAGCGAGAAGACCAUCCAAACCCCACAGAGACGCCAGCUGCUCACAAACCAGACGGACCUCCAGAGAUCAGUGGCGUGCUCAGGCUGGACGGCAGAGUGGUCGGCCGGACGCGCUGGGCAGCCAUCAGCAGGCUGAGCUGGGACCAGACGUUCUACAUCCAGCUGGAGCGGUCCCGGGAGCUGGAGGUCAGUGUCUUCUGGCGGGACCGGAGGGCGAUGUGUGCAGUCAAGUUCCUGCGACUGGAGGAGAUGAUGGACAACCCAAUCACCAACCAGGGGAUAACUUUAGAGCCACAGGGCCUCCUCUACACUAAGCUUCGGUUUAUUGACACUGUGCUCGAACGGCAGCCAAAGCUGAGACGUCAGCGGUGCAUCUUCACUAAAGAGAGAGGGAAGAACUUUCUCAGAGCAGCCCAGAUGAACAUGAACUUUGCCACCUGGGGUCAUCUGAUGAUGAGCAUCCUCCCUCGCUACAGCUCCUUCACCACAUUCAGCUCAUCUUUCUCUGCGACCCCUGACCUGGUGGCCAACAACGCGCCCCAUGCAACUGAAAAGGAGCCUCAAACUACCACUUCACUGCCAAGCGAAGCUCCAGUAAUCAGGCUGAGCAUCACUGAGGAUCAGCCCUCUCCCACCAUCCUGGACCAGGAAGAAAACACAGCUGGCAUCAUCAGUGCAGUGCACCGAACAUCAUCUGUGCCCGCACUGCAAGAAAAACUGUCCUCCAUAGAAGAAAGCGAAGAUCAGCCUGUGUCUGCUCUAAAGAUGCAGGUGGAAGAUUUUAAAUAUAUCUCAGUUCUUGGCAGAGGACACUUUGGGAAGGUCCUGCUGGCAGAGUUUAAGAAGACCGGAAAAUUGUACGCCGUCAAAGCUUUGAAGAAAAGAGACAUUGUGACUCGUGAUGAAGUGGACAGUCUUAUGAGCGAGAAGAGGAUCUUUGAGAUGAUCAACGCGUCCAGGCACCCGUUCCUCGUCAACCUCCACGGCUGCUUCCAGACCAGCGACCAUGUCUGCUUCGUCAUGGAGUAUUUACCCGGUGGUGACCUCAUGAUCCACAUCCACAAUGAUGUGUUUACCGAGGCUCAGACCAGGUUUUACUCAGCAUGUGUCCUGCUUGGUUUAGAGUUUCUGCAUCUGAAUAAAAUCAUCUAUCGAGAUCUGAAGCUGGACAACCUGUUAAUGGAUGCAGAUGGAUUUGUGAAAAUCACAGACUUUGGACUUUGUAAAGAAGGGAUGGGACACGGCGAUCGGACCUCAACUUUCUGUGGGACUCCUGAGUUUCUUGCUCCUGAAGUCCUGACAGACGACAACUAUACGCGAGCAGUGGAUUGGUGGGGGAUGGGCGUCCUCAUCUACGAAAUGCUUGUUGGAGAGUCUCCAUUCCCUGGUGAAGAUGAGGAGGAGGUGUUUGACAGCAUCGUUAAUGAUGACGUGCAGUAUCCAACCUGCAUUCCUCCUGAUGCUGUCUCCAUCAUCCAGAAGCUGCUGAAGAAGAAUCCACUGAAAAGGCUCGGAGCUGGAGAGAGGGACGCAAACGAGGUCAAAGGAGAGAAAUUCUUUGAGACCAUCGACUGGGAAGCCCUGCUAGCGAAGAAAGUAACGCCGCCCUUCCUGCCGUCGAUCAAGGAGCCCACUGAUGUCAGCAACUUCGACAGCGAGUUCACUCGACUCCAGCCAACCCUGUCGCCUCCCUCCAAGCCCUUCAGCCUCUCCGCCGAGCAGCAGGAAGCGUUCGCGGACUUUGACUUUUGCGCCUUGCAUGGGUGAAAAUUAAACUGACACGACCGCAGGGGUAAAUUACAACCAGAAUGUCCAAGUUAGUGUCCGCACUGGCAGGUAACCCACAUUUAUCAUAACCACAACCCUCCUAUGGCAAGCUACUUUAUUUAUAUAUUUUUAGAUGAAAAGCAAGAACAAUGACAGGACUUUUAUAUUUUUAUAUUUUGGUCUGCUGUUGUGUUAGUUGAUUGGUUAAUCAGCCAAUCAUUAAAACUGAUCAGUUUUGAGUCCUUUAAAGAGUACAGAAGUGAAACAUUUGCAGAUUAUAACUACAGCUGUGAGGAUUACAUUCCUUUUACCAUUUAAUUUCAAUCCCUUUUUAAGGCCUGACUUUAGACUUGUGAUUGCCAGUGGCCUGUGAUUGAUACCUUUUGACAGCUUAGAGAUUGUAAAUAAAAACUACAAAAAAACGAAUAAGUAGGUUAAAGGAAUAGUUCAAUAUUUUGAGAAAUAAGUGCAGAGGCUCAGACAGUGAUAUCAGUCGAUUUUGAGACUCUGCACUUUACAGAUUUGCACUUUAUUUUACGCCGGACUGAUGAGACUUAACGAGAUGGCAGUAAGUUCAAAUCGUUCCCUGUGAGUCCCAAGGCUUCCAUUUGUCAUCCAUUCUGUUCAAAUCUUCUUUGGAUUGAAUUUUAAGGCAUGCACAAAGGGAGGAGGGUGUAAGCAUAUCAGUCUCAGGAUCAUGUCUCUGCUUUUAGUCCAUGAUAUGGCCCCUCUGGCUUCAUCAGGUGAUGAUCUCCAGCUUGCUCCUAGAGCUGAAAAUUAGACCUUAGUUUUGCGGGUUGAAAUGCCCCAAGUGGACUUUUUUGUUUGUCUGGGAAUUAUUCACGAGUGGAGUGUGUGCAGCAAUGCAGAUACUGUACCGGUUUGUUGUGGUUGAGCUACGGCUCACCUAUGGCCACGAGCUCUGUGUAGUGACUGAAAGAAUGAGAUCACAGAUACAAGCAGCUCAAAUGAGCUACUUUCAAAGGGUGUCUGGGCUCAGCCUUAGAUAUACAGUGAGGAGUUUAGUCAUUCAGGAGCAGCUUAGAGUAGAGCCAUUACUCCUCCACAUGGAAAGGAGCCAGGUGAGGUGGUUUGGGAAUCUGACCAGGAUGCUUCUUCAACACAUCCUAGUUGAGGUAUUUUAGGAAUGUCUAACUAGGAGGAGACCCUGGAGCAGACCCAGGACAGGCUGGAGGGAUUAAAUCGCUUGGCUGGCUUAGGACUUGCCUUGGUGUCCCCCCAGAAGAUCUAAAGGAAAAGGUUUAGACUGCUGGCUGGCUGGCUGGCUGGCUGGCUGGCUGGCUGGCUGGCUGGAUGGA
Molecule: messenger RNA, 4759 nt
Organism: Oreochromis aureus
Lineage: Eukaryota; Metazoa; Chordata; Actinopteri; Cichliformes; Cichlidae
Product: serine/threonine-protein kinase N2-like
Exons: 21
Coding region: 1098-3440 (780 amino acids)
Biological process (GO): protein phosphorylation
Molecular function (GO): protein serine/threonine kinase activity; ATP binding
Source: RefSeq, a predicted model, not a curated record